Strigops habroptila (Kakapo) is the source of this 1368-nucleotide messenger RNA. RefSeq names its product mitochondrial ribosomal protein S31 (gene MRPS31). Gene Ontology annotation, molecular function: structural constituent of ribosome. Lineage: Eukaryota; Metazoa; Chordata; Aves; Psittaciformes; Psittacidae. The record is from RefSeq and is a predicted model, not a curated record. Bases 61 to 1224 code for a protein of 387 amino acids. The transcript is spliced from 7 exons. Gene Ontology annotation, cellular component: mitochondrial small ribosomal subunit.
UCCCGUUCCCAGCCGGCAGCGCCGGGACCGGACCGCUGCGGUGGCCGCGCCGCGGGCACGAUGUGGAGCCGUGUCGGUGUCCGUGUGUGGGGCGGCGCGGCCGGGGGCUCCCGCGGGCUCGCGGUGCGGCUCCUGGCCGGGCCAGCCAGCGGCCGGGAGGCGGCGGCGGUAGCGCGGCAGCAGCGGAGCCCUUGCAGCAAAACACAGAAACUCUUCAGCACAAGCAGCGUGCUUUCUGCUGAGAAAGAUAAACCUACCUCUUCCAAAGACAGCACCACUGAAGAGGCAUCAAAGAGUGAGGGGGGUGCAGCAAUAACACCAAAGAAGAAGCUGUUAGACAUUAUUGGUAACAUGAAGGUAGAAGUGAGCUACAGGAGGAAACUCCAGCAGUUAAAAGCGCGCGAGAUGAGAAAGCAAGCCAUAAACAAGCUGGGAAGCCCAGACAGCGAAGAUGCUGUACUUCAGAGGACUAGAGAAGGGAUGCAACGAGGCAAGCCUUUAAAUCCAGAACUGGUGGAGGCUGCUUCUGCAGUUGCUUCUUCCCUACCACUCAACAAGAAGCAGACAGAAUCAGAACUACUUGCACAACUAAGACGACACGAAGAAACCACAGAUAAACAGAAAAAGGGGGGAAUUGUUGACAUACGCAACGUUAUUUCAGAAAUGGCAGUUAAAAGGCAGUCCCCAGCUCAGAGAGGUGUGAGGAUACCUAGUCGCAUUUCCUUGGACUUUGAUGAGGAUGGUCAAAGAAUGAAGCCUGGAAGAUUUUCAUCUCAGUCUUCUGACUCAAGAAGAAGUCUCAAAAUAGGAAAGAGGCUUAAUAUAUUCACUAAGGCUUCUACAGAAACACAAAAUGCACUGCAAACAGUGUCUUCACCAACUAUCUGGGAUGUGGAGUUUGCGAAGGAGGUUGCAGCAGUAACUGCGCAGCCUCCCCGAAACGGUUUUGAGGAGAUGAUUCAGUGGACAAAAGAUGGACUACUGUGGGAGUACCCAGUUGACAAUGAAGCUGGGAUGGAGGAUGAUGCUGAAUUUCAUGAACAUAUCUUUCUGGAGAAACACCUCAAAGACUUUCCCAAGCAAGGACCUAUUCGCCACUUCAUGGAACUAGUCAUCUGUGGGCUUUCGAAAAACCCACACCUCAGUGUUAAACAGAAGAUUGAACAUAUUGAGUGGUUUCACAAGUAUUUUGAGGAAAAGAAGGAAUUUCUUAAAGACAUUUGAGACUUGGGAAAGCCUUUAACCUUGAAGUAAAGAAUCGUUACAUCAAAACUGAUGAUUUCUUAUAAUGGAAAUACUGUCAGUGCAGAGUAAUCAUGUGACCUGAAAGCUGUAUUUUAAAUAAUAAAGUGAAAGGUCAUGCUUUCA